AUGGAGUUGGAGGAAUUGGAAGGACAAGAGCCAGUGAGUCCAAAUGGUCAGUACUUCAGUAGCAAUGUGAUAUCUCUAUCGGUUCUUGCUAUUUGGGAAUUUGAGAUUCCAUUCGAUCCCGAGUCUCAAACAAUAUCGUUGCUUAUUAAGAACGUCUUCCUCCCCGUCAGCCCUCGUUUCUCCUCUAUCAUGGUUGAAAAUAAUGGAAAGAAAGAGUGGAAAAGGGUGGAAGUGAAGCUUGAAGACCACGUUUACACCCCUACUUUCCCUUCCGGCCUAUCGCUUGAAUCAUACGACAAGUAUUUUGACGACUAUAUUUCAAAGCUAUUAACAGAAAGAUUUCCACAAGGCAAACCACUAUGGGAAAUUCAUAUUAUCACCUACCCAACUAGCAAUGCAGCUACUAAUGUAAUCUUCAAGUUACACCAUGCGCUUGGAGAUGGUUACUCUCUCAUGGGUGCCUUGAUUUCUUCUAUGCAAAGGGCUGACAACCCUUCUCUUCCCUUAACUUUUCCUUCACGAAAGCGACCCGAAUCAAAGAGAGAAAAUUUUGUGACUAAAACUUUCUCAGGUUUCUGCAACACCAUUUCAGACUUGUGGUCGGGCACUUUAAAGACCAUGAACGGAGAUGUUCUAACACCAAUCAGGUCUGGUAAUGAUGCAAUUGAAUUUCGGCCAGCAACUGUAUCAACUAUGACAUUCUCUCUUGAUCAAAUCAAAUCAAUCAAGGACAAGCUUGGAGUGACUGUAAAUGAUGUUCUGACCGGGAUGAUCUUCUUCGGAACUCGACUGUACAUGCAAGAGAUGAACCAAAGUUCAAGCAAAGCAGAUUGUACAGCAAUGGUGUUGCUCAACACAAGGAUCAUGGGGGAUUAUAUGCCAAUUGAGGAGAUGAUCAAACCCAACAGCAAGGCGCCAUGGGGAAAUCGUUUUACAUUCAUGCAUGUACCCAUACCCAAGUUAACUGAACUCUCAAAUGCGCUGGACUUUAUCUGGAACACACGCAAAAUAAUAAAGAGAAAGAGAAACUCUUUCGCUGCUUAUUUCAAUAGUAGGCUACUGGAGCUUGUGCACAAAUUUGGAAGCCAUGAGGCAUGCGGGAAAUACAUUCAUCGCACAUUGAAGAACUCGAGCAUGCUAAUCUCAAAUUUGAUUGGACCUGUGGAACAAAUGUCUUUGGCUAAUCAUCCAAUAAAGGGUUUUUACUUUGUGGUCGGUGGUGGACCUCUGGCAAACACUUUUCUCUCAUCAAAGUCAGCUGCUGGGACUCCGGAAUGGAUGGCACCGGAAGUCCUGCGUGAUGAACCGUCAAAUGAGAAGUCAGAUGUUUACAGUUUUGGUGUAAUAUUGUGGGAACUAGCUACACUGCAACAGCCGUGGGGUAAUUUAAAUCCAGCACAGGUUGUGGCAGCUGUUGGUUUUAAGAACAAAAGGCUUGAGAUUCCACGUGAUUUGAAUCCUCAAGUGGCUUCGAUCAUUGAGGCUUGCUGGGCCAAUGAGCCCUGGAAACGACCUUCAUUUGCUAGUAUCAUGGAAUCUUUGAUGCCGUUGAUUAAAGCUCCUGCGACUCAACCUAGUCGUCCAGGUGUGCCAUUACUCAGCUGA
This is a messenger RNA of Prunus armeniaca (apricot), 1605 nucleotides long. Lineage: Eukaryota; Viridiplantae; Streptophyta; Magnoliopsida; Rosales; Rosaceae. The record is from the annotation of a GenBank genome assembly.